AUGGCGCGGAACCAGGAAAAGGCGCAGUCCAUGCUCUAUCGCUUCCGCCAAGCGCAGGCUGAAGAGCUGGGCGUGUCGUCCAGACAUGAAAGGCGCCCUAAGAUAAUUACAAGUGUCACUAGUGUGCGUGAUUGCGAUAAAUGGCGUGGGGAGGUCAUGCGUGAAAUCAGUCGCAAAGUGACACGCAUUCAAGAUUUCGGCUUGACAGAUUAUGAAGUCCGUGAUCUAAAUGAUGAAAUCAAUCAGCUAUUCCGUGAAAAGAGCAUGUGGGAGCGCCAAAUUGCGGCGCUUGGUGGUGCCAACUAUCGCAGUGGUGUGCCACGAAUUCUGGACGACCAUGGUGAAGAAAUUCCCGGUAUGCGAGGGUACAGGUACUAUGGACGUGCCAAAGACCUUCCUGGUGUGAAAGAGCAUUUACGCCCUGUCGAGUUGGAAGAGGAGGAGAAAGAAUCGGCCAAAACACAAAAGUACAAGCGAUUCCAGAAUCAACCCAGCUCUUACUUUGGCAAUGACGAUGAAAAGGAUGGUGUGUUGCUUCGAGAUGAAGAUGAGGCGGAGCAGCUGGGUUGGAAGAAUGGCUGGACUCGGAUUGCAUCGGCCUUGUUGUUGCCGGAGGGCACGCCCGUACCGCCGCUACCACGGCGGGCUGCUAGGAUCUUGGACUUGGACAAAAUGGAAGGUACAGAGGCGUCUUCCAUGGAGAACAAACCUAGCAAGAAGGCCAAGAAGGAGAUGCAAGAUACCCCUAGUGAUAGUGCGCCGCUUCUCCCUGCCCUUGAUGCGCAAGAAUUGGUCAUGCCUCCCACGCCUAGCCGCAAAGAUAUUGAGGCCUUUAUGCUCCAGGCAAAGAAGGCAGCCCUACGCAGUGAAUACCUUGGCGCAUAA
Molecule: messenger RNA, 885 nt
Organism: Malassezia pachydermatis
Lineage: Eukaryota; Fungi; Basidiomycota; Malasseziomycetes; Malasseziales; Malasseziaceae
Exons: 3
Coding region: 1-885 (294 amino acids)
Biological process (GO): mRNA 3'-splice site recognition; generation of catalytic spliceosome for second transesterification step
Cellular component (GO): post-mRNA release spliceosomal complex; post-spliceosomal complex; Prp19 complex
Source: RefSeq, a predicted model, not a curated record